This is a messenger RNA of Impatiens glandulifera, 1346 nucleotides long. Its product is annotated as protein GrpE-like. Bases 145 to 1086 code for a protein of 313 amino acids. Gene Ontology annotation, molecular function: protein homodimerization activity; adenyl-nucleotide exchange factor activity; protein-folding chaperone binding. Gene Ontology annotation, biological process: protein folding. NCBI's taxonomy places the organism in Eukaryota, Viridiplantae, Streptophyta, Magnoliopsida, Ericales, Balsaminaceae. The record is from RefSeq and is a predicted model, not a curated record. The transcript is spliced from 3 exons. Gene Ontology annotation, cellular component: chloroplast.
AUUCAGUGUCAAGUAUUGAGUGUGAAAGAUGCAGGCACCAUAGUCAUUGAGGAACGGAAGGUUGAGUUCAAUUGAAUUGAAGAUAGUCGCGGUCCCAUUUACAAGUAAUACCGUGGGUGGGGGUGAAAGGUCUCGUCGACUUCAAUGGCGUUUUCUCUAUCUGGCAAUUUCUCCUUAUGCUGCAAUGCUCGACCAGCUCUGCCUUUACCUUUAUCUAUCUCAACAUCCUCCAAGACCCCGUCCCUCAAAACCCUAGCUUUUCAGCGCCAUCAGCCCUUAAUUUCACUCUCCAACUCCUCUUCUAUCCCUAUCAAGACCUACAGUCGUUCGAUUACAUGUCAUGUCAACGUAGAUAACUCCAGUUUCCAGAGUAGUGAUGAGGACAGCAGUGAUACAAGUGAAGUGGAGGAAUUAGAACAAAAGCCCAACCUGAUAUCAUCAACCGAUUUGACAACUGUUAUAAAUGUUUACAAGGAGGCUAUACUAGAAGGAGAUGAGAAGACUAUAGCUGAAGUUGAGGCCUUUAUUACAGCUCUGGAAAAAGAAAGAGAUGCACUGAGUCAGAAAUUUUCGGCUUUCUCAGGCGAGAUUUCUUCUGGAAAAGACAAAUAUAUCCGGUUGCAGGCUGAUUUUGAUAAUUUUAGAAAAAGGUCUGAAAAGGAGAGACUCACAACCAGGAGUAAUGCCCAAGGGGAAGUAAUUGAGAGUCUUCUUCCCUUAGUGGAUUCGUUUGAAAGAGCGAAACAUCAACUUAAGCCAGAAAGUGAGAAGGAGAAAAAGAUUGAUAAUAGUUAUCAAGGUAUAUACAAGCAAUUUGUGGAGAUCAUGAGGAGCAUAAGUGUUGCUGCCGUACCAACAGUAGGAAAGCCAUUUGAUCCCUCUGUACACGAAGCCAUUGCUCGCGAACAGUCCCUUGAAUUCAAGGAAGGCAUUGUGAUGGAAGAAGUUCGUCGUGGAUUUAUCCUUGGAGGUCGAUUACUACGACCUGCUAUGGUUAAAGUUUCUUCUGGACCCGGUAACAAGAAGAAAGUAUCAGAGACAUCUGAUGAGCGACCCACAACGACUGUUGGGAUUGAAGAACAAUAGUUUAUUAUACACCAAUCCUCAUAUUAUUCUUGAUAUAUGCUCAAUUUCUUUGGCCCAUUGCCUGAAAUCAAUAUGGUUGGUGCUCAAAGAGAAAUUUUGCAAGAGCCAGCCACUAAGUUAUGGGGGGUAAGGAAAACAUGAAAACUCCAUUUAUUGCUUACUAAUAAGAAUAAUGUGCUAUCUAUGACUGAUCUAUUUAGGGUUUCUGCUUCCAGUUAACUAAAUCAAUUUAAUCCAUUUAAUGUGAAAGUUUCAUUACA